AGUUCAGUGUCCUCUCUAUUGUUUAUUUUUCAGUUUGUUUUUAUUGAUAUAGAUUUUAUAUUUAUGCUUAAUUUAACAUUUAUUUAUCAUAUUUGCCUACAAAAUAACUUAUUUGAAAAUGAUUGAAUGUUUAGGCUACAACAAGGAAAGCGUAUGAGUGAGGGGGCAAACCUAAUCGGUCGCAGCCAAAAGGGCGCCCGCUUUUGAAAAUCACCGAGCCAUUGUUGUAUUAUGUGUCGUGCAGUUGUCAUUUUUCUCGGUCGUUUAACUAAUAAAAAGCAAAUAACUGUCCGGUCAUGGGUGUCCAAGGUUUAUGGUCCAUCGUCGAGCCGGUUCGGGAGUCCGUGCCAUUGUACAGUUUGAGCGGAAAGACGCUGGCGGUUGACCUCAGUUUGUGGAUCUGUGAGGCCCAGCACGUCCAAGCAAUGAUGGGCAGAGUCACCAAGCCUCAUCUCAGGAAUCUAUUUUUCCGGGUCUCUUCCCUUACUCUCAUGGGAGUGAAGCUUGUCUUCGUCAUGGAGGGAGAGGCCCCGAAACUGAAAGCCGAGACCAUGAGCCAUAGGAAUGCAAACCGAUUUGGAGGGCCCAAAAAAGCUGCUCCCAAACACUCCACAAACACCAGCAGAGGACGCUUUAAGGCCGUGCUCAGAGAGUGUGCAGAGAUGUUGGACUAUCUGGGUGUGCCGUGGGUGACCGCGGCAGGGGAGGCUGAGGCCAUGUGUGCAUACCUGGACUCACAUGGACUUGUGGACGGUUGCAUCACCAACGAUGGAGAUGUCUUCCUGUACGGUGCACGGACCGUCUACAGAAACUUCAAUAUGAACUCUAAAGACCCCCAGGUGGACUGUUACAAGACCUCACGUGUCCAGUCACAGGUGAAUCUCUCCAGAGAGAACCUUGUUGGUCUGGCUAUUCUCCUCGGAUGUGAUUAUAUUCCCAAGGGAAUCCCCUGUGUUGGUAAGGAGCAAGCGCUGAGGCUGAUCCAGACACUGAAAGGACAAACACUUCUGCAGAGGUUCACGCAGUGGAAGGAUGAGGUGACAUGUGUGUCUCAAGGAGUUGUGAAGAAGGUUCCUCAUUGCCACUUAUGUCAACAUCCCGGCUCGGCCAAGGCACACGAACGCAGCGGUUGUACGCUUUGUGACAGUCAACGAUUCUGCCAACCUCAGGAUUUUGACUACCAGUGCCCAUGUGACUGGCACCGCUGCGAACGCACUCGCCAAGCACAGUCUGUCGAGACAAAUAUAAAAAGGAAAACCCUGGCAAGUCAACACUUCCCAUUUACUGAGAUUAUCAACGAGUUUUUGAUUUCCAAGGAUAAACCUGUUGCAAACUUCAAGAGGAGACAGCCAAAUAUGCUUUUAAUGCAGAAAUUUGCACAUGACAAGAUGGAGUGGCCAAAGCACUACACCAGUGAAAAGGUUUUGGUCCUGAUGACUUAUGCAGUGCUGAUAAACAGGACAUGUGGGAGAUCAAUGUCAUCACAAAUCAAGCCUAUUCGAAUAGCGAAACCACGCGUGAGAAACUCAGUGUCUUGCUUCGAAGUCAUCUGGACAACACCAGAUCAUUACGUGUUUCCUGAGGAUCACCCUGUGGAGGAUCAGCAUGAGGUGAGGUCGGUGGAGGAGGAGUCCCUCUUUAGUGUGGCCUUCCCGGAGGUGGUGGAGAGCUACCUGAGGGACAAAGCUUUGGCUGAAGCAAACAAGACAGAAAAGCGGAAACCAAAGAGCAAAAAGGACAAGCCCUCUGGAUCUGAGGAGAUUUUGGACCUUGUGGCAAAAUUGAGCCUUCAAAGCGUCUCUCCAGAAAAGGCAAGGGCACAGACAGAAGAAAGAAAAACACCGCCUGGUAUGACUCCAAACAUACCCGAAGUGGUGGUUUUGGACUCGGCUGUAAGCCGUAAACCACAUGAUGAUUCGCCCAGUACGCCUCAGGCUACCCUUUCGCCGUCUGUCUCCGCCGUUAUUGACGCUCUCCAACUUAGUGACAUCAACUGGGAUGCUUUGUCCUUCACAUCCACUCCGCCUCCUCAACCGCCUAAAGCCACGUGUGAUGACGUUAAAGAGAAAACCUCAGAACGUAAACCAGACCGCUGUGUCACCGAGUGUCCUCUCAGGGAGAGGCUACUCAUGAGAAAUGCCGCCGAAACCAAGCAACUAAGCUACCUUGAACACAUUCCCUCACUUAACCCCACUUCAAAACAGAAUGCAGACAGUUCUAAAGAUAGUGAUGGGAGCAAGACAUCUAUGAGCAAAAAAGAGCUGGAAGAAGCUGCCAGAAGACUGACAGGGACAGACAGAAAACCUCCUCACCAGUAUAAAUUUAUCAUGAAACAACAAAGGUGCUAUUCUGAUCCAUGUCAAAGUAACAAAGACAGAAACAUGGCCUCAAAGAAGAGCGUUUGCAUGAGCGUGCCUUCAUCCAGCGACGACAGCGACGUAGAGAACCUGCCGCCCGCACCUCGGAGAACCACAAAGCCCUUACACAAGCCCAAGGGAAGGAUCCAAUUAGAUGUCCCUCUGAAACCUGUCCGUGGACCACUUAAAACCACUAGUAGCAGUAGCCAAUCCUCCAAAUGUCUGCAGAGUUUGGAGAAUGCAAUAAACCCUCAGGUAGAAGCAGCUGUUCCUGAUCUGUUCCCUCCCACCCCCGUGUCCCCGAUCAUCGUGUUAGAUAGCGAUGAUUCCGUCGUUUUUAGUGGGGACAGCCCUCUGCCCUUGGCAGAGAGACUCAGGCUCAAGUUCAAGCAGUGACAAAAGGAGGAUGCAAAAAGAUGGAAGCUGUGUGGAGGAAUUUUUCAUGAAAUGCAUUUCUACAGUUACGAAUCACACCAAACAAUAUCUAGUAAACCUGCAAAAUCAAAUGACAUUCAAUACCACCAAAAAUUUGCCUUCGCAAAGAUGCAUAUGCUUUAAGUAUGUCCUCCAGAUACAUAUGUCAGGAAAUUAGGGGAGAUAAAAAAGCAACAAUAAUCAAUACUUGAUUACUUAAUUGGCACUUAAAUUUAUUUUUCUACUGGAAAUUGAGGGAACACAUGAUAAACGCAACUAUAAUAAUUCUGUAAUUGAGUGGACACAUGAUAAACACAAUUAUAAUAAUUAUGUAAUUGAGGGGACACAUGAUAAACACAACUAUAAUAAUUAUGUAAUUGAGGGGACACAUGAUAAACAGAACUAUAAUAAUUCUGUAAUUGAGGGGACACAUUAUAAAUACAACUAUAAUAAUUCUGUAAUUGAGGGGACACAUGAUAAACACAACUAUAAUAAUUCUGUAAUUGAGGGGACAUAUGAUAAACACAACUAUAAUAAUUCUGUAAUUGAGGGGACACAUUAGAAAUAAAACUAUAAUAAUUCUGUAAUUGAGGGGACAUAUGAUAAACACAACUAUAAUAAUUCUUUAUUUGAGGGGACGCAUGAUAAACAAAAUUAAUAAUAAUUUUGUAAUUGAGGGGACACAUGAUAAAUACAACUGUAAUAAUUCUGUAAUUGAAGGGAAACAUAAUAAACACAACUAUAACUAGUUAUUUAAGCACUGAAAUUAAUUGGUGUAUUUUUUUUACACCUUUAAUUCGUUCAUUUAAAAUAAAUUGUUCAUUAUCUUUUCUUUUUUUUUUUAAUUGGUAUAAAAUACUUCCAACCCCUCAGUUUUGCUUCACAGACUAAACAUUUGAAAAUAAAAUAAUAUUAUAAAAGACAGAUAGUAGAAACAUCUGUCAGUAUGAUGCAGUGCAGAGCCCACAAUAAUAAACAUCUUGUUAUAUUUAUAGCUCUUCGACAGCUGAGCUUUAAUCUUUUCUUCCUUGUAUUGGAUAUCAGAUUGUGCAGCUCACAUACAGUAGUGCCAGGUGAGCCGGAUCCUCCAUUGCCAUUUCAUAACACUUAACAGGCUUCACAUAAUUUUGGCUCCCCAAGAGGACGCUAGGCCAUUUUUUUUUUUUUUUUUUUUACAACUUCUCUGGUAUUGGUCCCCCCUUGAUCAUGAGUGAGGGCUUACACACCUUCUCAGACAUGAAAGGUCUGGCAUGAGGCUGGUGACAGCUGCAUCCUCUUGGCCAAAUUACAACUCGCUGGCGUUAAAUAAGCGUAUUUUUCUUCUAAUAAUAAACACUUAAAGUACUUUGACAAAUAAGCGGUAAUAAAAACACAAAUUAUCACUGACAUGUUAGCUCGCUAUCAGAUUUUGGCGUUUCAGCUAUAACUUUUUUGCGGUUGUUUCUAUAGCCUUAUUUUGCUACACAAAUAAAGAAAAAAUAUUAUCACCAUCAUGUUCUAUUGAAUAUUUUCAUACUGUAUUAAUUUUGUGGUAAGAUAUUGGGAAUAAUAAAACCUCUUCAAAACUGA
Molecule: messenger RNA, 4340 nt
Organism: Nerophis ophidion (straightnose pipefish)
Lineage: Eukaryota; Metazoa; Chordata; Actinopteri; Syngnathiformes; Syngnathidae
Gene: gen1
Product: flap endonuclease GEN homolog 1
Exons: 13
Coding region: 297-2753 (818 amino acids)
Molecular function (GO): 5'-flap endonuclease activity; four-way junction DNA binding
Source: RefSeq, a predicted model, not a curated record